Trichomycterus rosablanca is the source of this 1161-nucleotide messenger RNA. It is a transcript of the gene uts2r3, whose product is annotated as urotensin-2 receptor 3. Gene Ontology annotation, biological process: neuropeptide signaling pathway. NCBI's taxonomy places the organism in Eukaryota, Metazoa, Chordata, Actinopteri, Siluriformes, Trichomycteridae. Gene Ontology annotation, cellular component: plasma membrane. The record is from RefSeq and is a predicted model, not a curated record. The transcript has a single exon. Gene Ontology annotation, molecular function: urotensin II receptor activity. Bases 1 to 1161 code for a protein of 386 amino acids.
AUGGAAGUCUCUGGAUCUGCCGCUCUCUUCUCUUCCCCAGCUCCAUCUUACACCUUUCCAUUCUUAGCUAACAUUUCCACCCCUUCCCCUCCACCAUCAUUUAAUCCUUCCCCAAGUGUGGCAUCUACAGCUCUUUUUUGCCUCUCCCUCUCGCUUCUUUCCUUGUUGGGCAUUCUGGGAAACCUCUACACUCUAGGUCUUCUCAUUCAGCGGCGCAGGGGCCCAAGACGAAGACACAUCAUGGUAGCUAGCUGCUGUUUGACUUCCCCUUGUUUCAGAGCUUCCUCCCCUGCACACUCUCCCACCUCAUCCCCCACCUCUAUGUCCUCCUCCUCCUCCUCGUCUCUUCAUCUGCAGGUUCUCAGUCUGGCAUUGGCUGAUCUGCUCUACCUCUCCACUGCACCCUUCAUCGUCUACGACAGCUUGGCAUUGGACUGGGCGUUUGGUGAACUGGGAUGCCGCCUCCUGCUUAGCCUGGACCUGCUCACCAUGCACGCCAGCAUCUUCACUCUGACCGCAAUGAGUCUGGACCGAUACCGGGCUGUGGCAGACCCCCUUGCAGCCUCUUCAGCUCCCUCCUCAGGCCUGAGGCGUGUGGGUCUGGCUUGGGGCCUUGCUGUGGCACUCAGCCUUCCUAUGAUGAUCACCCUGCAUCUGGAGGAUGGAGAAAACCAGGAUGGUAAACUCUGUGUUCCUGCGUGGGAUGAGCAGAGCUCCAAAGCUUACCUCAGUGUGCUAUUCUGCACCAGUAUUCUAGGACCGGGACUGGCCAUCGGGGGUCUGUAUGCAGCCCUGGGGCGACACUACUGGGUUUCUCAGACGCAGAUGGCUUGGGCCGGAGGAUGCAGUGCCAACCCACCUCGUGCUCCACGACCCAAAGUCCUUCUCCUCAUCCUUGGAAUUGUGCUCGCGUUCUGGGCUUGUUUUCUCCCUUUCUGGAUCUGGCAGCUGCUACCAUUAUAUCAACCAGACAUUCUACGCAUGGUACCUGUUGGCACAGAGGUGACUGUUAAUCGCAUUCUGACAGGACUAACGUAUGGAAACUCAUGUGUGAAUCCAUUUUUCUAUACGCUCCUGACGGGGAAGCGGCAAAGGACUAGCAGGCAGCUGACAAGCAUGGCUGCUCCGGUGUGCCAAAAAGUGAGCUCUGGUCACCAGUGA